Notechis scutatus (mainland tiger snake) is the source of this 3316-nucleotide messenger RNA. RefSeq names its product thioredoxin related transmembrane protein 4 (gene TMX4). Gene Ontology annotation, molecular function: disulfide oxidoreductase activity. The record is from RefSeq and is a predicted model, not a curated record. NCBI's taxonomy places the organism in Eukaryota, Metazoa, Chordata, Lepidosauria, Squamata, Elapidae. Gene Ontology annotation, cellular component: endomembrane system.
AUUCGGCUUGGUGGCGGCGGUUUAAUUUCCUAGUUGCUCAAGAUGGCGGCGGCCGUCUUUCCAAGGCGCUGCUGCAGCCGCUGGAGAAAAGAGAGGAUAAGUCCGCUGCAGAUGAUGCUGUGGGGAGCUGCCGGCCUGGCGUCCCUCCUUACGGUUGCGGCUUCCCUGGAGCCGGAGCCGGUGGGGAGCCACGUGGUGGAGCUGAGCGGGUCCAACUGGAGCCUCCUGCUGCAGGGCCAGUGGAUGGUGGAAUUCUAUGCUCCUUGGUGUCCUGUCUGUCAGCAAAUGGAAUUGGCGUGGGAAGCUUUUGCAAGAAACAGCAAGGAACUUGAACUCAGUGUGGGCAAGGUUGAUGUCACUCAAGAACCAGGUGUAAGUGGCCAUUUCUUAGUCACUACUCUUCCCACUAUUUACCAUGCAAAGGAUGGAGUUUUUCGCAGAUACCGUGGCUCGAAGACAUUGGAGGAUCUAGAGAGUUACAUCCUGGAGAGAAAGUGGGAAAGGAUAGAACCUGUGGCAGGAUGGAAGUCUCCCACAUCUCUAAUGAUGUAUGGAAUGGCAGGACUCUUCCAUUUGUCUGGAUGGAUCAGACAAAUCCACAACUAUUUUACUGGCACUCUUGGAAUUCAUAUUUGGGUUUCUUAUGCCAUCUUCAUAUUAGCCACCCUUUUGAUUGGUCUUAUCUUGGCUCUGAUAUUUGUUUUGCUUAUAGAUUGCAUGUGUCCAGCUAAGUCCAAAGAAGAAAGCUUUGAUUCCGUAGAUUCUGAUGAGAAUAAAACAGAAGAUCAACAGCAAAUGCUUUCAGCAGGGGACGAAAUUCCAGAAGAGGGUUUGUCUGUUGGAGAAAACGAAGAAGAGGGAGAAGAGGAGUCUCAGCCCAAUUCCUCAGAUGACUCAGCAGUUGAAGGAUGUGAGGGAGAAAAUGAUUCGGAGCCUUUCGAAUCUGACAAGUUAGAGGAGACCUCCUUAAGACAACGUAAAAAUCCGAUGGAGCCUGAACUAUAGUGAAAGUAAUUGAGAAUAUACUUUUAAGUGGACCAAAGAAGAUUGGGACCUUCAUUUCGCAGCUGAAGCCAAAUAUUUGACUUAUAAGCUGUUGCAGCUAAACAUAGGCUGACUGCCAGAAAGCAUCGGUUUUUAUUUUUAAGGUCAAUAUUUUGAAUGUAAAAUAUGACUAAUGUUGAAAUCAGAGACAUGACAAUCAAACAACCAUGUUGAGUUCAGGGAUAGGUAAGAGGUUUUAUUGCAUCAGCCAUACCAUAAACUCUAUGAAGUGGUCAUUCUAUAUAACUGCAAAUUGUCUGUGUUGCAGAAUUAAGUAUAAAACAAGGAAAGUUUUUUUGAGGCUUGCUGGUACAAGUUAAUUCCAAAAUGUACAGUUGAAGACAAAAAUCUAGAGGACUGAAGGCAGCUUAAGACAGUAAUAAGGUUUUACUGUUUUAUGUGCUUGAACAGAUAACUCUUCAUAGCUCUCAGAGGUCUUUGGCUCCAGUUAUGUAAGGUAUUUCCUACAGGCUUCAGAGCUAUGAUGUGUGUUUCAGGGGAGAUCAUAGUAUAACAAGAACUAUGUUUACAAUAUAGUUUACAAGCUGCAAGGUUUUACUUUCAGCAUCCUUUCUUGAAAGACAGGAAGAGGUUUUUAAAUAUGGAUGUGGCUUUCGUACAACAAUCAGUUUCAUAUCCAUUGUCCCAAUAUUAAUCUGUCAAGUCAAUAUCUCAGGAUCUGAAUUGUUGGCCAUAGUUAGGUUCCUUUGUAUUUACUCAAUACUGCUUUAAUAUAACAUUGAUUCUUUUAUGCAUUACAAUUCAACCCACAAUCCAGGAGACGCCUGAAAAAAUAUCAUUGCAAAUUUCUUAAUGCAAACAGAAUGUCUGGAUGCAUAAAUUGAUUUUUAUUUUGUCCUCAAUAAUCAGAGUAUUUAUUCCGUCCCAUACUUGUCAAAGUUCUGUAUAGUAUAGAUAUGUGAAGUAAUCAUAUAAGUAUCAGUAUUCCCUUGUAAGGUUAUGCAAGUGUUGAAUGCAUUAUGAUGAAUUAAGUUUAUCAAAGAAGCAACUCAGAAUAGUGUUAUUCCCCUUUGUGUUUAGAGACAAUUAUUUUCAGAGGUAUCCAGCAAAUUAAAAUGAAUGUCAGGAUCAUUGUUGAACAUGCUAUUCAACUUUUAGGUUGAGAGAUUUUUUAAGCCUAAGAAAUGAUAGGCUGAGACGAGAGUAAUAAAAAUAAAGCACUAUAUUUGCUUUAUGUGCAUGCUGUCGUAAUAUUUGUCAUUUGUGUCCUCUGUUGAUUAGAAUAUUAUUUUCAAAUUUUUGUUAACCUUUUAUUGCACUAAAAUAAGUCCUAACAUCUGUACAAUUUGCUUAGUAAAAGACCUUUUUAAACAAGUUUAAAAAGUUUAAAACUAUCCAUUGCACUUUGUUAAUAUUACAGAAUAUAAGGCAAAUAGAUUUAAGUGCUCGGGGUGGGGGAAGCAUUUAGAAGCAAAUAAAUGUUUAAAUGUACAUAAUUAGCCUGCUGUGACUACAUUAAAAAAAUACAUGUUUGAGAAUCUUAAUGUGGCACAGUUAAAGAAACUGAUAGUGCAGCAUCUGCAUUGCUAGCAUUUUUUUUCGUGCUGUUAAAAGCAUCAAAAAGAUAAGUUGUUAGCUAGUUAUUUGAUUUGAUUCUUGAACCUCUGAACUUUACUACUUUGACCAAGCAUGUUUUUUUGAUAACGUAAAAGAUUCAGGUUGAGUAAAAAAAUCAGAGUUAAAUGCCUUGUGCUCAGUAUGACAGUUCUCGAUAUAUUUUUCACAGUCUUCCUUAUUUGUCUUCCAUUUUUUUACAAGGUAAAGUGUAAGAAUUUAGUUCAUAAGAUUUCAGUUCAGUUUAUUCUUGCUUAGAGAGUUGAUGUCUUAAUGUUUUACGUGUAUAUAUAAACCACUGCUUUAAGUUGGCUUAUAAUAAAGAUAAUUGCAAAGCAUUCCAAAAAAAAUUAUUAAAUUUGGGGUGGGGGUGGGGUUUAACAUAGAAAAAAGUGAAAUGAUUUUGAAACAGUGGUCACUAUAACCUCUAUUCAUAAGUUUGAAUGUAUAGAUGCUUAUCUUUUAAAAGCAGCAAGUAGAGUAAACAAAUUCAUUUGAAGAUUCUUAAAAGAGUUAAUAUUUGGCAAGUAAACUUCUUUGCCCAGACGUUGCUAUUUUUCAUCAAAUUUUAAAAAGCAACAUUACCAUUUAUGUCUCUAAUUGUUACUUUAAAUGAAACUUACUCAAUUUUUAGUUUAAUUUGACAUGAAUUCUAUGUAAAACGUUUAUAUUAACAUGCUGCUUUAUUAACUAUAAA